AAGUUAUCUCAGAAAUCGAAGCGAAACUCAGUGUAUACAGCUUCCAAGAAAUACACAGCAUAGAGGAAUUAAACAAGUGGUAUGAUGGAAGAAUCACGCACCAAGACGUACUUCGAGAUUACUAUUACUCCCAACAAAAAGUACGUCAAUUACGAGCGUAUGAACUGCAAAAGCGAAAGUAUAUCAACAGGCUGUGUUCUCAAGAGCGAUCUUAUGUGACCUCAAGCAGUAAGAAACCAUUAACAAUGUUUAUUGGAGAUAGCGGACUCUGUUUUGGAUCGUCCAUAAAAGGUUAUCAAAGAUACGGAGGAUACUGGAAGCCUAUCAAGCAUAGCCUCUACACUAUGGCUUGCAUAACAAGCGAAUACAACACGUCGCAAACUUGCAUUUUUUGUUUUAAGAAGCUACUACACCCAAAGUGCAGUACAACAGACAAAAAUGACCGUAUCAAUUUAAAAAAUGUGAAUGGCGCUUUUGUUUGCGUGAACCCAUCCUAUCCGUCAGUAAAAGCAGGUCAAAACACUCAUGCUAGGGACACUCUGAGUGCUGUUGCUAUUGGCUUAUCUGGGAUCGCAACUUUACUACUUGGAACAACAUUUCCUCAAUUCAACCAACCUGCUGCCGCUUUCUGUACAGGAAACGCUGUUAGGCCUAUUACCACUGGUUAUAAUACCUAGGUAUUGUCUAAAGUAGAGCAUUUUUCAUUCUAGAAACAUUUUA
Molecule: messenger RNA, 720 nt
Organism: Rhizopus microsporus ATCC 52813
Lineage: Eukaryota; Fungi; Mucoromycota; Mucoromycetes; Mucorales; Rhizopodaceae
Exons: 2
Coding region: 246-677 (143 amino acids)
Source: RefSeq, a predicted model, not a curated record